Messenger RNA from Bipolaris sorokiniana ND90Pr, 1234 nucleotides. RefSeq lists its product as uncharacterized. Gene Ontology annotation, biological process: rRNA processing; ribosomal large subunit assembly. NCBI's taxonomy places the organism in Eukaryota, Fungi, Ascomycota, Dothideomycetes, Pleosporales, Pleosporaceae. Gene Ontology annotation, cellular component: nucleolus. Gene Ontology annotation, molecular function: rRNA binding. Bases 83 to 1015 code for a protein of 310 amino acids. The record is from RefSeq and is a predicted model, not a curated record. The transcript has 4 exons.
CUAUCCAUUCUCCAACUUUUUUCUAGAGCCGCCUUCACCCCGUGAGCAGCGCAAACAGCAGCAUCAACACUUGUGCACAACAAUGGCCUCCGUAUACAAGACGCUGUCCGGUGCGGACAAAGAGGAGAAGGACGUCGGGGUCAAGAGAAACAAGCAGCGCGUCCUCAUUCUGAGUUCAAGAGGUGUAACUUUCCGGCACCGCCACUUGCUCCAGGAUUUGUACUCUUUGAUGCCCCAUAGCCGAAAAGAGGCCAAGCUUGAUACCAAAACGAAGCUCUACCAGCUCAAUGAACUAGCAGAACUCUACAACUGCAACAAUGUCCUCUUCUUCGAGGCGCGCAAAGGCAAGGAUCUUUACUGCUGGAUGUCCAAGCCUCCCAAUGGUCCCACCGUCAAGAUGCAUCUCCAAAACUUGCACACCAUGGAAGAGCUCAACUUCAUUGGCAACUGCCUCAAGGGAUCCCGGCCAAUUCUUUCUUUUGACGCCGCAUUCGACAAGCAGGCCCAUCUGCGUGUCAUCAAGGAGCUCUUUACCCAAAUUUUCGGCGUUCCCAAGACCAGCAGGAAAGUAAAGCCUUUUGUUGACCACGUCAUGGGUUUCACCGUCACAGACGGCAAGAUCUGGGUCCGCGUUUUCCAGAUCAAUGAGAGCGAGCCAGGCAAGAAGAAGGCUGCAGACGGCGAAGAGAUGGAAGUCGACGAGCCUGCGCCCAAAAAGAAGGGAGGAAAGGGAGAACUCGACGUCAGCCUUGUGGAGAUUGGCCCACGCUUCGUGCUCACACCCAUUGUCAUCCAGGAAUCGAGUUUUGGAGGCCCCAUCAUCUACGAGAACAAGGAGUUCGUGUCGCCUAACCAGAUCCGUUCCGACUUGAGGAAGUCCAAGGCCGGCAGGUUCAACAAGCGGACAGAGGCGCAGAGGGAUGCUCUGCUCAAGCACCAGGAGCUGGGACUGACGUCGCACGGUGGUCGCAAAAGGGAGAAGGAUCCGCUCAGCGACAAUGUUCUAUUUGCAUAAUUCGUUUGCAAUAUUUUUUGGAAGGCAAAAAAGUGGCGUUUACGGGAUGCAUCUUACAUGGGGCUGGCGUCAAUUUGUUGGGCUUGGCAUGUGCCUGCAUGUAUAGCGAUAUACCCAAUAGCUAUCAACUCGUGGGUAGCUCGUCUUGAGCGACCGCUAUACACGUCUCUGUACGUUCGUAUAUUGAUUCUAGGGUGCAUUACACUCAACUACACUGGC